UCUGUGAAGGGGCUGUUGUUUCUAAUUAUCCGGUCUCUGCAGGAAGUCCGAAGCCCAGGAACAUUGGAGAAGUGAAACAGAAGUCAAAAAAUCAAGAGAGGGACACAGAAGCAAGAGAAAUCACUCCAUCUAAACUGAGGGGGAAAAACAGUGUCUGUGUUGACUGGGAACACCAUUAAAUGACCACUGCCUGUGAUGGAACUUACUCAUUCCUACUCUGAUUGCACCUAAGAAAUUUAAAGGGCCACAAAUCCACUAUUUUCAAGAGAAAAAAAGAACAGGAGAUCAGAUGCAGGGUAAACAGCCCACUGACUCUGUUAAAGACAAAGAGAAAACUGAAAAUGACAGUCAAAGAUUCAUGAAAACAGCAUACUUUAUUGAACGGCUUCACCUCUGAAGAAUCUUUUUUGUGCGCAAUUAAAGGCAACAUCUUUGUUUACUCUGACUUCUCCCUGCCCUCUGAAAUACUAUCUGGCCUUCUGGGAACUCAGUCCCUGGAUUUCUUUGCAGACAAUUGUCUGGCAGUUCUGGAGGCUGGAAGUCCAAAUCAACACGUAGGCUGCGCCACGCUCCCUCUGACAUCUCCAGAUAAGGUAACAGCCUAGUCAUGGCCUCAGAUAUCCACAUGCCAGGCCCAGUGUGCCUUAUUGAGAACAUUAAUAGAAAACUGCUGAUCAAUCAGGAAGCUUCAAAGAUCCUGUCUGCCAUUAAGCAGCCAGUUGUGGUGGUGGCUAUUGUGGGCCUCUACCGCACAGGCAAAUCCUACCUGAUGAACAAGCUGGCUGGGAAGAAACAGGGCUUCUCCCUGGGCUCCACAGUGCAGUCUCACACCAAGGGAAUCUGGAUGUGGUGUUUGCCUCACCCCAAGAUGCCGAACCACACCCUAGUUCUGCUGGACACUGAGGGCCUCGGAGAUGUAGAGAAGGGAGACAAUGAGAAUGACUCCUGGAUCUUUGCCUUGGCCAUCCUCCUGAGCAGCACCUUCGUGUACAAUAGCAUGGGAACCAUCAACCAGCAGGCCAUGGACCAACUGCACUAUGUGACAGAGCUGUCAGAUCGAAUCAAGGCAAAAUCCACACCGGAUGCUAAUGAUGUUGAAGAUUCAGCUGACUUUGUGAGCUUCUUUCCAGACUUUGUGUGGACUCUGAGAGAUUUCUGCCUAGAUUUGGAAGUAAAUGGGCAACCCAUCACAGCAGAUGAGUACUUGGAGAAUUCCCUGAAGCUAACCCCAGGUAACAGUGAAAAAGAAAGAAAUUUUAACCUGCCCCGACUCUGUAUCCGAAAGUUCUUCCCAAAGAAGAAAUGCUUUAUUUUUGAUCGGCCCACUCACGGGAGGAAGCUUGCUCGGCUCGAAACACUGCAUGAUGAUGAGCUAGAUCCUGAAUUUGUGCUACAAGCUGAAGAAUUCUGUUCCUACAUCUUCAGCCAUUCUGAGAUCAAGACUCUUUCAGGAGGCAUCGAGGUUAAUGGACCUCGUCUGGAGAACCUGGCACAGACCUAUGUCAAGGCCAUCAGCAGCGGGGAUCUGCCCUGCAUGGAGAAUGCAGUCCUGGCCUUGGCCCAGAUAGAGAACUCAGCUGCAGUACAAAAGGCCCUUGCCCACUAUGACCAGCAGAUGGCCCAGAAGGUGCAGCUGCCCACGGAAACCCUCGAGGAGCUGCUGGACCUGCACAGGGCCAGUGAGAGAGAGGCCAUAGAGGUCUUCAUCAAGAGCUCCUUCAAGGAUGUGAACCAAAAAUUCCAGGAGGAAUUAGGGGCCCAGUUAGAAAAAAAGCUGGAUGACUUUUGUAAACAGAAUGUGCAAGCAUCAUCGGAUCGUUGCUCAGCUUUACUUCAGGAUAUUUUCAGUCCUCUAGAAGAAGAAGUGAAGCAGGGGGUUUAUUCUAAACCUGGGGGGUAUCGUCUCUUCCUUCAGAAGAUACAAGCGUUGAAGAUAAAGUACCAGCGGCAACCCAGGAAGGGCAUACAGGCUGAAGAGAUUCUGCAGAAAUACUUGACGUCCAAGGAGUCUGUGAUGGAUGCAAUUCUACAGACAGACCAGACUCUCACAGAAAAGGAAAAGGAGAUUGAAGUGGAACGUGUGAAAGCUGAAUCUGCAGCGGCUUCAGCAAAAAUGUUGGAGGAAAUGCAAAAAAAGAAUCAGCAGAUGAUGGACCAGAAAGAAAAGAGUUAUCAGGAACAUGUGCAACAAUUGACUGAGAAGAUGGAGAGGGACAGGGCACAGUUGCUGGAAGAGCAAGAAAGGACUGUAGCUCUGAAACUUAAGGAGCAGGCCCAGCUCCUCAAAGAAGGAUUCGAAAAAGAGAGUAAACGACUUCAAAAUGAGAUAAACAGUCUCCAGAAGAAGAUGAAAACACCAAAAAAGGGAUGUAUCAUAAGUUAGAAAUCUAAAGAAUAGACCUCUCCUGUCACUCUUAUCAAGGCAUAACUUAAGCAGCUUUAGAAUUUAGAAUAAAUACUAUUACAUUUGAUAAUAAUUAGGUCUUGCAUUUUCAUAACAACAAAAAUUUGCAAAGAUAUACUAUGACUGAAUUUGUGUUCAUUUCCCUAAAGUGAUUUUAAAUGGUGUAACAAGUAUGCAUUUUAUCUCUAUACCAACACAGGAGGUACCAUGAGCUGGUACCACUCAGGGGAAGUUUAUUCUUCAUAGGAUCACCAGUAUACAAAUGGAUACUGAACAAUGUCUUAGGGAAAAGUUUCAAGAUAUAGUUGGGCAUCAAUUUGUCCAAGGAUACAAUGGAGCCCAAUGGCAGCAGAAACCAUCCCAGCUUCUUAGUGAAGACAAGGUACAGUUCUCCACUGGGUUAAAAUUGUAGUCAGGAAGGAAUAAUGUGAUUUCUGGGCAUUGGCAGUGAAUAGUCAUCACUGAUGGCUUCCACGCUAAAGCAAAAAACAUUAUAGAGAGAUCUAGACUAUAAAAUCUCCAUAGGAAAGUGAAAGAAGCCAUCACCAUAGAGUAAGAGUUAGGUCAUAAACAAAUAUACUAAAGAAAGAAAUUUUCCCUUUUUGUUUAGUUCAGUCAGAUUAUAAGAACUUUAGACAACUAACACUGGAUUAAACAUAGUAACAUGACAACUAUGUAUUAUGCAUUUAUACCAACAUAUAGCAUGCAAAAACGGACUUUAAAAUGGUGAUGGAAAAUGUGUUAGAAAACUUAGCUCUUUCAAUUAUUCAAUUCUUUUAAUCCUAAAGCUUAGACUAGUCUUUUCCCAAUUCUUAUGCAUCAUAUUUGAAAGCCUAUUAAUUUCCGCAAAAGAGAACAUGGAUUGUUUUUGACAUUUUGACCAAUACAAUAAAAUACUUGUUAUUA
This is a messenger RNA of Loxodonta africana (African savanna elephant), 3310 nucleotides long. RefSeq names its product guanylate-binding protein 1. NCBI's taxonomy places the organism in Eukaryota, Metazoa, Chordata, Mammalia, Proboscidea, Elephantidae. The coding region runs from base 608 to 2383 and encodes 591 amino acids. The record is from RefSeq and is a predicted model, not a curated record. The transcript is spliced from 12 exons. Gene Ontology annotation, molecular function: GTP binding; GTPase activity.